Molecule: messenger RNA, 1404 nt
Organism: Cadophora gregata
Lineage: Eukaryota; Fungi; Ascomycota; Leotiomycetes; Helotiales; Ploettnerulaceae
Exons: 1
Coding region: 1-1404 (467 amino acids)
Biological process (GO): fungal-type cell wall organization
Cellular component (GO): cell surface; fungal-type cell wall
Source: RefSeq, a predicted model, not a curated record
AUGAAGUUCUCCCGCCUUGCGAUUCUCAGCGCUGCAUCGCUCUCCGUGGCCCAACCUCACAACCAUGUCCACAAGCACCCAGCUCGACAUGGGUCUCCUCUCGAAGGGCGCGAUCUCGCCACUACGACCACCGUUCCGGGACCAACCGUCACCGUGUACGAGCUGAAUGGAGAUUUCAUUCCCUGGAAUGAGGUUGAGGCUGGCAUGAAGUCUGGAAAGUAUGUCCUUGUGGGAGACAAGAUUACGACUGCCAUCACACCUACCUCGACCUCUACCUCUACCACUCCAACUUCCACCCCGAUUCCUACCACCUCGUCAAACCCGGCCGCAAAGUUCUUGGAGCAGAAGGCCAGCACCAGUACUACUCCAACCUCAACUUACGUAGCACCAAAGGCUUCGGCCACCCCAGAACCUACACCAGCAAAGGCACCGUCAGUUGCCCAAGCCGCCUCUGAUAGCAGCUCUUCUAGCAAGGGUGCCACCGGUGUCAAUGCCAAAUUUCCCAAUGGCGAGAUUGAUUGUGAUGAUUUUGAUGCUUUGACCAAGUACGGAGCCGUCGCUGCAGACUGGCUUGGACUUGGCGGAUAUCUUGGUGUACAGAUCACUCCCUCAUACAGCAUUGGUGAGGCUGCUAUCAGCUACAUCGAGACUGCAAUCUCUGGAGGUGGUUGCGUCAAGAACUCCUUCUGCUCAUACGCCUGCCCACCUGGCUACCAGAAGGCCCAAUGGCCCGCAGCUCAAGGAAACACCGGCCAAUCUAUUGGAGGUAUCUACUGUAACGCCAAGGGAAAGCUUGAACUCACCCGUGAUGGCUACAACACCCUCUGCAUGGCUGGUGUCGGUGGAGUUAAGGCUCAGAACAAGCUCUCAAAGAACGUUGCUGUUUGCCGUACUGACUACCCUGGUACUGAGAGCGAGACUGACUUCACAAAUGUCAGCCCCGGCGCUACUGUUGAUAUCACUUGUCCUGAUUCCAAGACCUCUUAUGUCUGGCAAGGAAUGGCUACCACCGCGCAAUACUAUAUCAACCCUUCAGGCGUCGGUGUCGAGAAAGGCUGCCAAUGGGGAACCCCAGGUUCUAAUAUCGGUAACUUCGCUCCCGUCAACGUCGGUGUCGGUCGAGGAAGCACUGGUGAGACUUUCAUCUCCAUCUUCCCCAACAAGCCAACCAACCCCGAUGGUGUCCUCGAUUUCAACAUCAAGAUCACAGGCGGUGUCAGCGGCAAGUGUUCUUACGAGGGUGGAACUGGCAAGUACUACAAUAACGGAGUUGAAUCGCCAACUGGAUGCACUGUAAGUUAUACCCUUGAUCCCUGCCUCACACACUCUAAAAAAAAUAGGUUGCUGUCUCGGGUACAGCCGUUUUUGAGUUCUACUAGGCGCUUAAGCUUUCAAUUUCCUUGA